AUGCCCCUCAGCCAGGCCGACGCCGACAUGUCCAACGGUCAAGAUGGUCACGCCCACCCGCCGGCGUCCCUGAAGAAGGGAAAGCAGAAGAAGGCGGUCGACUCGAACGAGUCUGCAAAGCUGCUCGCGCAACGCAUCUCGCAGCUAGAGCAAGAAUCAGCUGGAGAGAAGGAUCAGGAAGCUGAGAUUGGUGCGUACCGCCUCCCAUCGUGCCUUACCCCUCCUGGAGGCCGGAGGGGCCGAGUCGCGCGUUUGCCCAAGUCUGCGAAGGUCAUGGCCACGAUGAUCACGGUCACGGUCAUGGUCAUGGUCAUGAUCAGGCGCAGGCGGGAGCCUCUCGUGCUGGCGGUCAAGCGUGCGAACCGCGAUUUGGCCCAACAGGUGGCAAAGAUGAGCGAUCUGCAAAAGAUUGAGCACCUCACCCGUCGGUCCAGCGAACUGCUAGCCGACAUGCGCCGUGUGGAGCGCGAGAACCAGAAGAACAAGAAACGUGGAGACGCCCUGCAAAAGGAAAAGGAUGCGAAUCGCACCGAGCUGAGCAAGACGGUCGGCCUGAAGGAGAAGCUCGAGAAGCUCUGUCGCGAACUGCAGCGGGACAACAACAAGUACAAGAACGAGAACAAGACCCUCCAGGACAACCUGAAGCACAACAGCUCUGCGUACGAUGAGAAGCACGCGGCCCUGCUUGCCAAGCUGGAGGGGAUUCAAGAAGAAAAGGACCAUCCGCGGAAGCAGGUUGUGGACAUGAGCGUUGACACCUUAUUCAAGAACCGGUUCAAGUCCUUCAUUGAGCAGUACGAGUUGCGUGAGCUGCACUUCCACUCCACGAUGCGCACCAAGGAGCUGGAGGUGCAAUACAACAUGGCGCGCUACGAACGAGAGAAGAAGCUCGCAGAGGCCGAGUCGACGAGAGCGCGGAAUCUCCAGGCGCAGGUCCAGACCUUUACCAAGACGGAGACGGAGCUUCGGAAUCAACUCAACGUCUACGUUGACAAGUUCAAGCAGAUCAAGGUUGAGGACACGCUCAACAACAGCAACGACCUCUUUCUCACGUUUCGGAAGGAAAUGGAGGACAUGUCCAAGAAGACGAAGCGGCUGGAGAAGGAGAACGAGACGAUGAAGCGCAAGCACGAGGCAACGAAUGCCAACAUCAUCCGCAUGGCCGAGGAGCGCGAGGACUGGCGCAAGAAGGCGGCCGAGGCGAUCAAGAGAGCCGAGAAGCUUAGGAGCAUUAUCGAGCAGAUGCAGCAGCAGGGCCGCAAGGUUCCGCCCGGAGCAGCGGCGACACUGGAGAGUUGCUACUCGGACAGCAACGGCCACAUGGACGGGGACGGCAGCGACUACUCGGACGAGGAGGAGGAGGGCGAGGAGGAUCCGAGCGAGUUUGACGAUGAUACGGAGGAGGAGCCCCAGCCUGGAGAGCCAGAACCCCCCAGACCCUACGGUCCAGAGAGACCACCAGUACCCCAAGCUGCAACGAACGGCCACUAG
Molecule: messenger RNA, 1491 nt
Organism: Colletotrichum abscissum
Lineage: Eukaryota; Fungi; Ascomycota; Sordariomycetes; Glomerellales; Glomerellaceae
Product: myosin-like coiled-coil protein
Exons: 5
Coding region: 1-1491 (496 amino acids)
Molecular function (GO): syntaxin binding
Source: RefSeq, a predicted model, not a curated record